AUGCCUCCAACACGCCGCAAUCUCUUCCAGAGCCAUCUCACCCGCCGUCCCACGCCUGGUGCAGCUUCAACGUCAACCUCGGUCUCACACUCUUCAAACAACAACAGCACCGCGUCCACAUCAGUGCCAAACGACGCCCUAUCAGAUGGGGCUUCGCAAUCAGCAGCGAUCCAGAGCACCGCAUCGUCGAGAGAGACUUCCGUGCUGAUGUCUACGUCUACCGACAAUAAUGGUGGGGAUAUCAUCGCAAGGGAUAAGAACGGGAACUUUCAACUAGACAUCCCAGUCCUUCCGCCGCUGCCACCAGAUGAAGAAGCAGAUGAAGAGACCAUGGAGGGAAUUGAAGAAGGUCGACCCAGUGGUGGAUCAGGAAGCUCCGGUGCAAAUGCGUCGGGCGUCGACUCCGAGAUUGGCGGUCGAGAUAAAGAGAAAUUUGAAGCAAAUCUCAUCGAGAUGGUUCAACGAAGCCGCGGCAGACACUUGAGCACUGAGCCAGAGAUUCUCAAUUUGAUCCAACAAAGUCUACGUGCUAAAGUCGCCUCUCUGGAUGAAGAUAACUGGAUGUUUGAGGUCGAGGACGACUCUCUUGCAUAA
Talaromyces rugulosus is the source of this 594-nucleotide messenger RNA. RefSeq lists its product as uncharacterized. The coding region runs from base 1 to 594 and encodes 197 amino acids. The transcript has 3 exons. The record is from RefSeq and is a predicted model, not a curated record. Lineage: Eukaryota; Fungi; Ascomycota; Eurotiomycetes; Eurotiales; Trichocomaceae.